GUUUCUUCUUUUGUCAAACGUAGUAAAAAUUUGCACACAUCAACGCGGCAAGGAAAGACGGUCGAGAGCACAAGCUUGGAAUAAAGAGAAGAAACGACGUCGUGUGGUUUGCAAUAGCUUCUGAGUUUGAGAAUUUGGGAUGGCGAGCGAGAACGAACCCGCGAAGCUGCUUUUACCAUACCUUCAACGCGCCGAUGAAUUGCAAAAGCACGAACCUCUCGUCGCUUAUUACUGUCGAUUAUAUGCGAUGGAUCGGGGGUUGAAGAUUCCACAAAAUGAGCGCACCAAGACCACUAAUGCUCUUCUCGUUUCGCUCAUGAAGCAGCUUGAAAAGGAUAAAAAGUCAAUCCAGUUGGGGCCUGAAGACAAUUUAUAUCUCGAGGGAUUUGCUUUGAAUGUGUUCGGAAAAGCAGACAAGCAAGAUCGUGCUGGAAGGGCUGAUUUGAAUACGGCAAAAACAUUUUAUGCUGCUAGCAUCUUUUUUGAGAUUCUUAAUCAAUUUGGAGUGAUUCAGCCUGAUCUGGAGCAGAAACAGAAAUAUGCGGCAUGGAAAGCAGCUGAUAUAAGAAAAGCUUUGAAAGAAGGAAGGAAGCCCACAGCUGGCCCCCCCUAUGAUGAUGAAGAUCUGUCAGUUCCAUUGAGUGCUUCAAGUAUUAGAUAUGACCUAGAAACUACUGAAACCACCGUUACCAGUCCUGGACCAGAAUCUGAUUCAUCACAUAGUUAUCAUAACCCUGCCAACUAUCAGAAUCUGCCCAGCACUCAUCCUGCACCUAAAUUUCAUGAUACUGUUAACGACCAACAUUCUGGAAACAUUCCACCAUCUAUGCCGUUUCAUGAUAGAGUAGAUAAUAACCAGCAUCCGUCCAUUGUUUCUCCAUCAGCUCACUCUUACACACCUGCAGUUUAUCCUUCACAAGAUUACCAUCCUCCUCCACCUUCACAAGAUUAUCAUUCUCCUCCACCUUCACAAGAUUACCAUCCUCCUCCACCUUCACAAGAUUAUCAUUCUCCUCCACCUUCGCAAGAUUAUCAUCCUCCUCCACCUUCCCAAGAUUACCAUCCUCCUCCACCUUCCCAAGAUUACCAUCCUCCACCUGCCAGAUCAGAAAGUUCUUAUCCUGAUCCUUACAGCCAUCAGCAAUUCUCACCAGAUCACUCACAGCAUUUAGGUCCUAACUACCCUUCUCAGGAAACUUCCUCUUAUUCUUACCCCCAUUUUCAGUCAUAUCCAAGUUUUACGGAAAGCAGCCUUCCAUCUGUCCCAUCAAACUAUACUUAUUAUCAAGGGUCUGAUGCUUCCUAUUCUUCCCAGUCAGCUCCGCUGACUACAAACCAUUUAUCAAGUGUUCAACACAGUUCCAGUAGCAGAAAUGGAACUGUCGUGGAACCUAAGUCAAUUACUCAGACAUACCAGUAUGACAGUAACUACCAGCCAGCACCUGAAAAAAUAGCAGAAGCACACAAGGCUGCAAGGUUUGCUGUUGGGGCACUGGCAUUUGAUGAUGUCUCAAUUGCAGUAGACUACUUGAAGAAAUCACUUGAGUUGCUGACAAAUCCAUCUGCUGGCCAGUGAGAUUUUAUGCAAAUAAUAAUGUUGGUUUCCAUGGUAUUUCGACCUAUUAUUUGCAUGUCUUAUUUUGUAAAGUAUUAUAUGCAUCAUGCAUGAAAGAGUGAAGAAAUUCAGUGAACAUGACUUUGAACGGAAAUCAUGAAAUCUGCCUGGAGUGUGAUCGUUCUUGUUUAACUGGAAAUUGUUAGAUUCGUUGUUUGUCAAGGGGUUGUGGUACAUAUAAAAUGUCUGAUUGAUGAAUUUCAGUUGUCUGUCUGGAUCAAUUCUCUUUCUUUUUUGGGUCUUUUCUCUGAACUCAAUUCAGGUUUACGUUCAUUUCAUCUAUUGAUCCUGUGGAAUUGAAUCUCGAGCAGUGAAAUUCCUUAGCACGUCAUAAAACUUGUUGCUUAACAAAUUCCAUUUCAGCUAUUAGGACAAUUUGGUCUGGCAUACAAACCUAUUCCAUUUCGGUGUAUGUCUACAUUUCUGUAAGGAUAAUCAUAAUUUUUCCCAGCUGGAUAGCCAUUGACGGAAAUUGUCAUGAGGAAUACAUUUUAUAAGUUUAACGAUAUUGUACUAUGACUCGUACAGACUUAAUCGGGCACCUAUUUUCUUUUUAAUUUGUCUAAGAAACAUACACAGAAAAACAUAGCAAAGAUAAAGGAG
This is a messenger RNA of Abrus precatorius (Indian licorice), 2218 nucleotides long. Its product is annotated as protein HOMOLOG OF MAMMALIAN LYST-INTERACTING PROTEIN 5. The record is from RefSeq and is a predicted model, not a curated record. The transcript is spliced from 6 exons. Gene Ontology annotation, cellular component: multivesicular body. NCBI's taxonomy places the organism in Eukaryota, Viridiplantae, Streptophyta, Magnoliopsida, Fabales, Fabaceae. The coding region runs from base 140 to 1576 and encodes 478 amino acids. Gene Ontology annotation, biological process: late endosome to vacuole transport via multivesicular body sorting pathway.